This is a messenger RNA of Drosophila serrata, 519 nucleotides long. It is a transcript of the gene Cp15, whose product is annotated as Chorion protein 15. The record is from RefSeq and is a predicted model, not a curated record. Gene Ontology annotation, biological process: multicellular organism development. Lineage: Eukaryota; Metazoa; Arthropoda; Insecta; Diptera; Drosophilidae. Gene Ontology annotation, cellular component: egg chorion.
AAAGCGGGCGUCGGCUGUCCGGUAAAUCAUAGUUUGAUUGAUUACCCCAAACCAACAAAACUAACUAAUUCACCAUGAAGUACCUGAUCAUCUGCGUCUCCCUGGCCCUCUUCGCCUACAUUAACGCCAGCCCUGUGUACGGCAACCGUGGAGGAUAUGGUGGUGGUUAUGGCGGCAUCCAGCGCGUCGUCUACGAGGAGGAGCGUCCCUACGGCCGUGGCUACAACCACUAUGGUCCCCGUGAGCUCAGGUCCUACGGCGAGCAGCCCAGGGCUGCCGCUGCUGCCUCUGCUGCCGCCGCCGCCGUGAACCAGGGUAGCUACCGCUCCUACGCCGUCCCCAGCUACGUGAUCGAUGGUGGUGAUGUUGGUCACCGCGGUGGACACUAUGGACGCAGUGGAUACUAAGUCGAACUAUCGAAGCAAUUUGUUCAGUUCCUCGAGUGGCUGUCAAAGCGAAACUCUGAGAAUCGGCGAAUAAAAGAACACCUUGAACGCAAUGGAAAAUAUUGAACAAAAA